Messenger RNA from Lactuca virosa, 1105 nucleotides. The record is from the annotation of a GenBank genome assembly. Lineage: Eukaryota; Viridiplantae; Streptophyta; Magnoliopsida; Asterales; Asteraceae.
GGGUCAACACGUUCUGGUCCGAUUCAGUGUUCUUUUCUUUACAUUUCGGUUUCUAUAUAUUUCGGGUCGGGUUCAGGCAUGAUUGUGCACCGCUUCACAACCCUGCUUUUAUACCUUAAUCACUUCCCAACUUUAAACCCAUAUCAAUUCAAUUGCUUUUCUCCUUUGUUCUUCUGAUCAUAUCAUUUGAAUCCAACUGUAGAUCAUAAAAAGAUUUAAGGCGUUGAAGAUUGCCACUUUAUUGAUUUUACCAAAGGCGAUCUUAUAGAGAAACAAUCAUGUUUACACGAGUGUUUGGAAAGCCAAAGCAAGAAUCUUCUAAUACUGUAACAUCAUUAGACAAAUUAAAUGAGACGCUUGAAAUGCUGGAGAAGAAAGAAAGAGUGCUUUUGAAGAAGGCUUCUGCGGAGGUGGAGAAGGCCAAAGACUAUACCAGAGCAAAGAACAAAAAGGCGGCAAUACAAUGUUUAAAGAGGAAGAAGCUCUAUGAGCAACAAGUUGAGCAACUUGGCAACUUCCAAUUGCGUAUACAUGACCAGAUGAUCAUGUUAGAAGGUGCAAAAGCUACAACAGAAACCGUUGAUGCUUUGAGAACUGGUGCAGCAGCAAUGAAGGCCAUGCAGAAAGCAACGAAUAUUGACGAUGUUGACAAGACUAUGGAUGAAAUAAACGAACAAACCGAAAACAUGAAACUAAUUCAGGAGGCAUUGGCAACACCCAUGGGUGCAGCUGCUGAUUUUGAUGAUGACGAAUUAGAAGCCGAACUUGAAGAACUAGAAGGAGCUGAGUUGGAGGAACAGCUUCUCCAACCUGCCACCACCGCUCCUGCCGCUCCGGUGCAGCCGAAAUGGCACUUUAAGAAAAGGAGAUGUAUUGAAACAUACACCAUGAAAAAACUGUGUUAAGUUAUUUGCUUGUAUAGUUUGUGAUUGUAGACUAAAUAACAAGUUGGAAUACGAGUAUUGUAUUAUACAUUGAAGAUCAUAAAGAACCCGCAACUUAUAUAUGAGUGUUUAUUUAGUCAUUAAACUAUUUUUUUGUACGUAAUUUAUCAUUACACUCUUUCUAAAUGUUCAAAAACUCCCAUUCUGGCAUAGUGUUAUAG